AUGUAUACACUACCUCUACUGCAGUAUAACGAUAGAAAGUGCCAUAUUUUUUUAAAUUGUGCCAAUGCUUAACAGUAAAAACUCUCCGCCAAUUCUCGAACAUGAUUAACAUCUUGCACCCAUUCACAUCCCCGUCAUUUCGUCCCCCUCUCAGCCCGGUUCCGUUCAGUAUCAACUAAGUUGUUCGAUUUCGACUGGCGCACCGCGAUUUCAUUGACUCCAUUACAAAUCUAUGCGUAUUAUUCUGGUAUAAACUAGACUAGGCUCACCGGCGUCUUAAAUGGCAAUUCAUCUAUCGAUGAAACGCAGUUACACAUAAGCAAAAAUGGGUUUGGCCUGGUUGCCUUUGAAACUGCUUUCCGUGUCUCCCCAUCAGGUAAAGGUGACAGCGUCACUAGCAGCCGCAUCAGCAGCAGCAGCUGAAACGGCACUACCUAUUUACCUUCUUAUGACUAAAUGUCGAAUGAGCGUCCACGACAAGUGUCCACCAACGCGGACUCGAUCAUCUGUCUCGAUCGGUCGUAUUUCGUUGUGUCGCGAUUCUUCGUGUUGCUACAGCCGCAGCAGCAACAGCAGCAGUCGCCGUGCCACUAAUCGAAACAGCGUAAAUGUGUUAUUAUGAUUAUUGUGCUCUUCACACAUUAUUUGAGGGUGCUGCUGUGAUGGGGUCUUCGGUUAGCUAAGCGACAGAAUCCGUUUGAGUGGGGACAAAUCGCGAGUCUGGCGUAGCAACUGCUGCAAAGACGUUUACAGCGUGUACGGCGACGGCAUUCGCAGUUGUUUGCUUUUCGCCUCGCACCACUCCAUAAGAUCAGUAACUAUAACGUAACUAUUGCACGUGUUUUUUCGAUUCCAGUGACGAUGGUGAUAACGGCAAUAAUGAUGCGGUGACGAUGGUCUAAAUCGACACGCUGCUCGUGCUAGAAGUGGCUGUUAGGGAUCGUUGUAUCAGGAGUGCACCGUUGAGGCCUCGUGGUUGUCGUUAUCAUAGUGCUUGUUAUUGUUUCCGCGACAUGCCGCAAUUUGAAAUGGCGUCGAGUAACCAUGGGCCAGUGUUGCUAGCGGGGGCAAUUAGGGAGGAGAUGGCCAACGGCGAUCGGCCAUUAGCGACGUCUUGACCUGUCUUAUUCUUCUACCAGUUUAAUUCAGCGUCUAAUUGCUACUAUCUACUCCUCCUCAGCCGUUCACUUGCUACCUUAUUGUAACAAAAAAGUGAACGGGUUUGUGCGAGAUCUUCCUGUCAAUUUUGGUUCCUCGUUCGUUCAUUCGUCCGUGUGUUUGUUUAAUUUCCGCCUACAUCACACUGCUGUACUACAGUUAUACGGUUUACAAUGCUACUCUGACCCCCCUACAGCGCACUAAAUUAGCACAGAUCAAAUCGUGUUCGAACAAGCUGAAAGAAAAGGUUAAAUCUAAACAACCUAACAAGUAUCUAGUCAAUUCGCUAAGUAGCGACGCAGAGCUUACGGAACGUGCAAAAUUAUUCCAAAAUUGCGUCGUACGGCGGACAUGUCUUUGGGUGAAUAAAGAGCAAAAAAGGGUUAAAUUUUGUUAAGAAUAACAUGAAAAAUUCGAAACUGAGCAAGAAUCAACCGUUCAUUUUUGAGGAGUUCAACCGUUACUACCGUGAAACAACGCUAGUAUUUCUGCGAGCUUUUUAUUCUGCCUAAGCGAGAAGCAUUUGCUUCUUUAUUACUGUCUCGCGUGACAAUCUGGAGACGUACUAACGUAGCGUGUCGAUAGAUUUAGAAAACACAGUGGUAUAUUUGUUUUCGGUAAUGCUGACUAGCCUCCUCGCGCCACAAGGUCAUAUUCGUAUCGAAAUAGGUGCGCACUGGAUCUACUAUUAGAACAGCAAGUAGAUCUCGAAAAAAGUGUAAAUUCCGGUCAAUAGACCGCGUGGAAUUUACUGCCUAAAUUUCACCUCGGUUUCAACCAUCAUGCGCGCAGUUGGUGCAGUCAGAGGUGUCAGUGGAAGCACCUCAAAUCGUGCCCCACGAACUGGGGGCGGUGGAGGUGGCGGAGGUCGAGGUGGCAUAAGUGAAACUGCCCUCCAAAAACUGGAUAGGGCGAAACAAGAAUUGGGCGCUUCGAAGGACGCCCUUGGUGGAGGGACUCACGAAUUGCGCAAGGAGUACUGCUCGCUGAUUGAAGAUGUGCUCUUUAGCGAUCUCGAGUAUGCACUAGGACGCAAGCUGGAACAAGACCUGUGGAACAUGGCCUUUCGGGCAUCAAUCUCUGCCCUGCAGAAGGAGGCCAGUCUAAGUCGAGAGGGUUCCCUCAAGCUUGGUCUGAUGAUCGACCUUUCAAGUGGAUAUUUUCUGCAGCUCCUGCAAAGGCUUGUACAACGGUAUCGAGUCACAGAGCUUAAGAUGAUGCCCGGACCAGAUUGUCUAGGAAUAAUGGACGUCAGAGAUGAUUCGUCUUCAUCGGAGCAGGACCACAUUCGCAUUGCAAAACGAUCUCGCGUACUUUACAUCUGCCAAUAUUGCCUAGUACAUCUAGGUGACCUGGCCCGUUACAGAAACGACCUUCAACUGGCCGAGAGCUACUACCGUCAGGCUGUCGACAUCGAGCCCCGUAACGGUCAUCCGUACAAUCAGCUGGGCUUGCUCGAGGGAGCCAAAGGAAAUCGGCUAGCCACCCUCUUUCUGUACGUUCGAGCAUUAUCAGUCAGUCAUCCAUUUGUUGUUGCGGUAACCAACCUUGAGAGCAUGUACUCGAAGCUUAUACAAGAGGAGCAGUCUUCCAGAAUUUCUCCGCCCAUGUCAAAGGAGUCAAGGUACGACAGUCGAAUGGCGCCAGCUGAGUUAACUGGGGCUUUUCUACACUUUAUUAGUCUAGUCCACCUUAACCAGCAGCCUGCGCUUGCGAGAAAAAUUUUAUCGACGCUAAUGUUAGCGCUGCCCCGGUUAGUGUGCAGCGAAAAGUUGGACGAGCAGACACUGCUUCAGAUGGCGACUAUGGCGCUGUACACGUUCACGCGGUCAAAACCUAAAAGCCCCGGAACGGUAGCGAACACCUACGGUAAGAAAUCGAUUACAGAGGCGCAACUUGUAGAAGUAGAUGGUGCGGCGAAAAUGAUGAGCGAAUUCGUAUUUGGCCUAUUUCGGUGUGUUUUAUUGGCAAAUGUGAGUUCGACUGUAGCCAAUCCAGCGAUAGCCACAGCAUUGUUACUUCUUGAAGCCUUGCUAGCCAACCCAAAAAACGUGUCCAUUAACCCCGUCAAUGACCUUUGGUAUGUGCUUCGCACGGUGCUUAACUCCUUCGCAAGACAAUUGACUCUCGACUGGAAAGAUGAGGCUCUACCUGAAGAUUUCGAACUACGCGGUUUUCUCCCUCUACGAAUGGUCCAAUCGAAACUAAAAUUCGCUAGCCAUGGACUCACGCGGGCUCAGGCCGCCGAACUGCGAUUAAGCCGGUUUGUCAAGCAAGGUAAAGAGCUGUGUAAAGUGAAAUUCCUUGAUGGCAGCGCUAUCAUCAGUUUCAUUGAUGAUGAGUUUCGCGCAAAAGAGUGUACAACUGAGGAUGAUCUUGUUAAGGAACUUGAACGCAUACGGCUAGAUAAAGACGAUCUGAGACCGGCAGUUCGUUUCAACGUGGAUGAGCCCAUAGAUCCGCGUCGCGAAAAACCGAAAAGACAAAACGUAGCCUUGCAAGCAAUCAUGAACCAACGUCAGGCACCACCGCCUGAGCCUGUUACACCAGGAUCAAUUGGAACCAUACCAUUCACCCAGCCACCGCCACCAUUAAAUGCUGCUCCGAAAUGGAACUUACCUGCGCCGGUAGCACCUCCUCCAGCUCCAGCCUUAAUGCAUCCGUCGGGGACAUAUCCGAUGACAAUCGAAGAACUGGUUAAGCAACCCCCACCUCCUAUAUACAAUGUUGAUCUUCGUUUGGUGCCUCCCCCAACUCACUCCCUAACCAGGCCACAACAAGGACCAACACCCACAUCCCUCGGAUUUAACAAUCCGAACGCUAUGCCCGGACAAAUCGUCCAGUCGAACACCUAUUCAUUAUUUAGUGGCGGCUCAUGGAAUCCUCAAAUGGGGACGCAGAUGGGCAGCGGACAUACCAACGGGCCUAGGCCACCCCUCUUGCCGUUGGUUGGUUUAGCCAGCGCUGGGGGUAUAGGCAAUGCUCCUCGACCCCAGGGGGGUUCUUUAUGGAAACCUGAGAAGGGUCCUCAGGGCACAUCGGCGUUAGAACGACUGCUCAAGGAAACCAAAAAGACGAAGGACCCUUAGGCAGCAGCUGCUAUCGCGUCGUAAUAUCUGUUGAGAUGCAGUGUCUGUUGAGUUAAUGCUACGACUACGGAAAUUAGUGAUUCAUCUAGCUAGGACUUGAACUAGGUUGUUUCAACCUCGGGAACGCAUUAACAAAGAAGGAAAAAACGGACCGACCUGAUGAUACAAUUGAGAACAUCGACAAUAUUCUAUUGUAUUUUAUGCCGCGAAAUUGCCGUCUUAGCUCGAUUAAGUAAGAUACGGGGCUUAAGACCGCUGAGAAGAUGAGCGCGUUGUUGAUGUUGCAGCAAACAAUGGCUUUUCGAGUGACGCAAAUGAUGAUAUAUUUGUUAACAAAUCGCAAUGAGAAUGACCAGACUAUAAAAAAACUGUGUUCCAUAAGCAUAGAUAUCUAAGAGGAUAUAAGAAUGUAAUUCUAUGUGUUAUUAUAAUAUAUAUAUAUUGUGGCACGCAGCAUACGUGCUUGUAUAAAUGGAUGGUUAUACCUUCAUUUGAGGGAGAGACAAUGGAAAGCGCUGGUUACAUUUCGAGACAGUUCGCUGAUAAAAGUGAUAAAUGCAGAGGAAAGUUCAGACCUUUUCUGCGUGCACUCACCGCUUCCCGACGGAUGAGAAAAAAACACUUAUUAAGCUGUUGAGUCUGACAGUUUACUGAUUCUACGCGUGAAAUAAAAAUACCAUGGUUACAUUAA
This is a messenger RNA of Varroa destructor (honeybee mite), 4938 nucleotides long. RefSeq names its product nonsense-mediated mRNA decay factor SMG7-like. Gene Ontology annotation, biological process: nuclear-transcribed mRNA catabolic process, nonsense-mediated decay. The record is from RefSeq and is a predicted model, not a curated record. Gene Ontology annotation, cellular component: telomerase holoenzyme complex. Gene Ontology annotation, molecular function: protein binding; telomerase RNA binding; telomeric repeat DNA binding. Lineage: Eukaryota; Metazoa; Arthropoda; Arachnida; Mesostigmata; Varroidae.